Elaeis guineensis (African oil palm) is the source of this 2710-nucleotide messenger RNA. RefSeq lists its product as uncharacterized. NCBI's taxonomy places the organism in Eukaryota, Viridiplantae, Streptophyta, Magnoliopsida, Arecales, Arecaceae. Gene Ontology annotation, cellular component: nuclear envelope. The record is from RefSeq and is a predicted model, not a curated record. Gene Ontology annotation, biological process: nuclear membrane organization.
AAGGAACGGGGUGCAUUCGAUCUACGGCGCCUCUCCGAUCUAUCCAUUUCUGAUCUCUUCCCAAAAUUCUGGUCCCGAUAGCCAUCACGCCUCCUCUCCCUCCCUACCCCAAGUCAAAACCCAGUCCGAAGCUCCUUCUCCUCCCUCCGCCAUGGCCUCCCUCUUUAGGGUUCGCCGCCCGGGGGAGGGGGGAUCGGGAGGGAAGAUACUCCGCGGCCGGCGAGCGCCGCCGCCGGCCUCCCCUUACGCUCGCCGGGAGAACCCUCCACCAUCUUCUGCUGCUGCGUCCCCCGCCCUAUCUCGAAGCCCUAGGUGGUUCCAGGGCCUCAUCUGGGGCGCCGGCAAGCUGAUUUCCACUGCGUUUCGCUCCGAAGGCAGCUCGUCUUCUUCGUCUUCUGGUUAUUCUUCGGAUGAAGAAAUUAGUUUGAGCUCCGAUGACAAGGAAGAUGUUGAUGCCUCUUCCAAACAUCUUCAUGAAUUAAAACAGGGAGGAAAUAGACCAAAUUCAAUCAGGGAUUGCAUGCACGGGUCACAAGCAGUUGUCUCAAGAAGCAAAUCGAAACUUCUUAUUGAGCAGUUGCUUAUGCAGGAGACCUUCACAAGGGAUGAAUGCAACAGACUUACAGAAAUAAUACAGUCACGAGUUAUAGAGUCCCCAUUUACAGAAGUUGUUGAGGAUGGAACGCAGAAGGAAACUUCAAACAGGGUUCCUGGUAGUGCUAUUGCAUUUGCAGGAGCUUGGCGAUCCUUGAAUCAGAAUAACAAACUACUUGAAUCGGUUCAAUAUUCUGCUAGUAAGCUGAAUGCCUUUUCUCCUGGGUCUUCUGCUGUCCAAGCAUGUACACCUGAUCUUCAUGACACAGCUAUUAUGGAGGCCAAGAAAUGGCUAGAGGAGAAAAAGCUGGUAUCAAAUUCAAAACAUGAUCCUGAUUGUGGACCUUGCACUUUGAAUACCGAUAUGCUUCAAUAUGGAAUUGAAAGUGAGUCAAGCUCACCUGUAGAUUUAGCUAAAUUGUACAUGCGUUCCUUGCCUCCAUGGCAAUCUCCAUCCUUAAGUAGUACUGGGUUUAAGACCCCACCACCCUGUCGGAUGCAUCUUUACAAGGAUGAACCCACAUGUGCAACUUUAAAUCAUUCCUGGUCCUCAUCCAAGGUUUUAAAAAGGGGCUCUCUUUCUACUGGAUUAUGGGACACCCUUGAUGAAACUCGCAGAGUUCGUCUGAAGUCAACAGAUGAUAUAUGGGAGAUUCCUAAGUUUAAACAAACUGAUUCAUCUGCAAGAAUGUUUGAAAAGGAAAACUCUAAGAUCACAUCAGGAGAUGACAUGAGAGAUCGCGAAGUUCCAGGAACAGGCUUUUCAAAUUCUUCAGAACCUACAGAGGUUUCCAAUGCAUCUCCAAAAUCGUCUGCAGAGUUGAAUGCUGAAUAUCUUUGUUCAAAUGGAGCCCUCAAAUUAACUGACCAACAGGCUGGUGAAGUAAACCCUCUCAGGGAAACAGGCAAUGUAUCUUCGACCAAUACAGUUUCAGAGCCUGAAGAAGCUCCUCAUGCAGUGCAACUGACUGAUAAAAGUUCACUGCCAGAUACUAAUUUGUUGAUGUCUGUCAAUUCAGUAAUAGAGAGUGAGCCCAAGUCUCCUAAUCAUAAUGUUCUGAAUUUAGAAGAGAAUAAGGAGGAUGGGACAGAACUUUUGCAAAAUGAGGUUCAAGAUGGCACUGUUGAUGUUCUGCGUGAAUCUCUUAAUUCAGCUUCCAAAUCAGUGGAUCAUGGCGGCAAUUCCUUAUCUGAAGCAAAAUUCAUGACAUCAGAAGGCAUCAAGGCUGCAGCACCAAGUACUGCUGAUGGUGCCAACAAUCUUGAUAAUAAUCACAUUUACAGCACACAGACAGUUCCCGAGAUUUUGGGCAUAUUAGAAGCCAAUGAUGCUCCUCAACCGAAUAGGGAUCCAUGCCUCAAAGAAACACAUUCCAUCGCUGGCCUAAUGCUAAGAAAAUGAUGCUGCUGAUGUGAAUCUUUAGGAGUUGAUAUUAUGAGAUCUUUUAUACUUGAAGCCUGCUUGGAUGACCAAUUAGUAUAAUUGAAGAUUACUCCCAUAGUAGUGAGAUUCACAUUAGAUGAGGAAGUGCUGGGAAAGUAGUAUUGGCUAAUCAAGGGGUUCAUGGAUUCUCUGAUCCGAGAUGGUACCAAAAAUCAUCCACUGAGGUGGUUUUCAGUACCCUAAGUAUCUCAGAUUCUCAGGUUUGUGGGAUGAGUAGGAUUCACUGGUCCUCCAACUUCUUCCGCUACAAUCCCUUGGCCGUUUGAAAAACUAUGUCAUGGGAGGUACAAGCAGACAUGGCAAACUGGUUGUCCAGACAGCCACUCAGCUGUAUGAUGGUAAUAUGACUUCAUGUAAUUUGUCCAACAAUGAUCUUUUUAAGAUGUUGGCACUUACCUAAGAAGUGGAGCAUCUCAUAUGUUUCAAGUGGCAGUGCUAGUAGUAUACGACCUGUUACCUUUGUUUGUUGUUGCUCAGAAAGGAUCAUAUGCAGGUUCCACAGAAAUUCUAUGGUGAUUCGCUUGUAAGUUUCUUUGUACUGGAUGAGCACUUAUGCAUGUGCUUACUUUGUCUGUUUGGUGAGGUACUUUUAGAUGGACCACUAGAACGUGAACAUGUUGCCUGAUUCUAUUUCUGACGUUAUUCCUUUAUUGAGUAUAUUGCCUUAUUCUA